GGUCAUGAGGAAGUGCAUAGGGAAGAAGAGCUUCAGGAAGGAAUUUCUGGAGUGUUUUCCAUAAAGACCAGUGUUGAGGUGCGGUUAUCUGUCCUACCCUCCUCUUCUUCUUCCUCGGCCAGCCAUCAUGGUGGACUUUCUGGCAGAGAACAACCUGUGUGGACAGGCCAUCCUCCGGAUAGUUUCCAGAGGAAAUGCCAUCAUCGCAGAACUCUUGCGUCUCUCUGAUUUCAUCCCAACAGUGUUUAGGCUCAAAGACAAAAGCGACCAGCAGAAAUAUGGAGACAUCAUCUGUGACUUCAGCUACUUCAAGGGUCCUGAGUAUUAUGAGGGGAAGCUGGAGGCCAAACCUGAGCUCCAGGACUUGGAUGAGGAGUUCAGGGAAAACAACAUUGAAAUUCUGUCGAGGUUCUACCUGGCCUUUGAGAGUGUCCACAAAUAUAUAGUCGAUCUUAACAGAUAUUUGGAUGACCUAUAUGAGGGUGUUUAUAUUCAGCAGACCUUGGAGACUGUGCUUCUAAAUGAGGAUGGCAAGCAGCUCCUAUGUGAGGCUCUCUACCUGUACGGAGUCAUGCUGCUGGUUAUCGACCAGAAAAUCGAAGGCGAGGUCAGAGAGAGGAUGCUCGUGUCUUAUUAUAGAUACAGUGCCGCUCGUUCGUCGGUUGACUCCAACUUGGAUGACAUCUGCAAGCUCCUGCGCAGCACCGGCUACUCCAGCCAGCCCGGAGCCAAACGGCCUGCCAACUACCCAGAGAGCUACUUCCAGAGAGUUCCCAUCAGCACCACCUUCAUCAGCAUGGUGAUCGGGCGGCUGCGCUCUGACGACAUCUACAACCAAGUUUCUGCUUAUCCUCUGCCAGAGCAUCGUAGCACAGCGCUGGCUAACCAGGCAGCCAUGCUCUACGUCUGUCUGUACUUCAGCCCCUCCAUACUGCAGACCCAGCAGGCCAAGAUGAGGGAAAUAGUGGAUAAGUACUUUCCCGACAACUGGGUCAUCAGUAUCUACAUGGGGAUCACAGUGAACUUAGUGGAGGCCUGGGAGCCGUACAAAGCUGCCAAGACUGCUCUCAACUACACGCUGGACUCUGCCAACAUCAAAGAGCAGGCCACUCGCUAUGCAGCCAGCAUGGAAAGCCUGAGGCCUCAGGUGCAGCAGCUGCUGAAGGAGGGCUUCCUGAGGGAGGAGAUCAUCCUUGACAACAUUCCCAAACUGCUCAACUGUCUGAGGGACUGCAAUGUUGCUAUUCGCUGGCUGAUGCUGCACUCUGCAGAGUCAGCUUACGACCCAAACAACAAGCGGCUGCGUCAGAUCAAAGAUCAGGUGCUCAACGACUCCAAAUACAACCCCAAGAUCCUGUUCCAGCUGCUGCUUGACACCGCUCAGUUUGAGUUCACGCUCAAAGAGAUGUUCAAGCAGAUGUUGUCGGAGAAGCAGAUCAAAUGGGAGAGCUACAAGAAGGAGGGAUCAGAGAGAAUGACGGAGCUGGCCGAAGUCUUCUCCGGCGUCAAGCCUCUUACCAGGGUGGAGAAAAAUGAAAAUCUGCAGGCCUGGUUCAGGGAAAUCUCAAAGCAGAUCGAGUCUUUAAACUAUGAGGACUCCACGGCGGCGGGGAGAAAGACAGUUCAGCUGAUACAGGCUCUGGUUGAGGUCCAGGAGUUUCACCAGCUGGAGUCCAACCUGCAGGUCUGUCAGUUCCUGGCUGACACCAGGAAGUUUCUUCACCACAUGAUCCGCACCAUCAACAUCAAAGAAGAAGUGCUCAUCACCAUGCAGAUUGUUGGAGACCUCUCCUACGCUUGGCAGAUAAUCGACAGCUUUACAUCCAUUAUGCAGGAGAGCAUCAGAGUGAACCCCUCCAUGGUCACCAAACUCAGAGCUACUUUCCUCAAGUUGGCGUCCGCGCUGGAUCUUCCCUUGCUGCGGAUCAACCAGGCCAACAGUGCUGACCUGCUGAGUGUGUCUCAGUUCUACUCGGGAGAGUUGGUGGCUUAUGUCAGAAAGGUGCUGCAAAUUAUCCCAGAAAGCAUGUUUACCUCUCUGGCAAAAAUCAUUAAACUUCAGAUCCACGACAUCAUGGAAGUGCCAACCCGGCUGGAUAAGGACAAGCUGAAGGACUUCUCCCAGCUGGGCGCUCGCUAUGAAGUGGCGAAACUCACCCACGACAUUUCGAUUUUCACCGAGGGUAUCUUAAUGAUGAAGACCACUCUAGUCGGAAUCAUUAAGGUGGAUCCCAAGCAGCUUCUGGAGGACGGCAUCAGGAAGGAGCUGGUGAAGAGAGUGGCUUAUGCCUUACACAAAGGCCUAAUCUUCAACCCCAAGGCCAAGCCCAGUGAACUGAUGCCAAAGCUCAAAGACAUGGGCGCCACCAUGGACGGCUUCUACAGGUCGUUCGAGUACAUCCAGGACUACGUCAGCAUUUAUGGCCUCAAAAUCUGGCAGGAGGAAGUGUCCCGCAUCAUCAACUACAAUGUGGAACAAGAGUGCAACAGUUUCUUGAGAACCAAGAUCCAGGACUGGCAGAGCGUGCAUCAAUCCACCCACAUCCCCAUUCCCAAGUUCCCCUCUGUGGAUGAGUCCGCCACUUUCAUCGGGCGUCUCUGCAGAGAGAUUCUCCGAAUCACCGACCCCAAGGUGACGUGUUACAUCGACCAGAUGAACACCUGGUACGACCUGAAGAGCCACCAGGAAGUGACCAACAACAGGCUCUUCUCUGAGAUCCAGAACACUCUGGGUACAUUUGGACUAAACGGACUUGACCGCCUGCUCUGCUUCAUGAUUGUCAAGGAGCUCCAGAACUUCUUGACGAUGCUUCAGAAGACCAUCCUGAAAGACAAAGCGGUGGUAGAUGUCUUCAAAACUAUGCUGACUGCUGUCAACCCAGUCCAAGGCAUUGUGGCUAAUGCUAGCAAGGUGUAUGCCAGUGCAGUGGCAAAGUCCCAGAAGAUCUGGGGUCCUUACCUUGAAGCCAUCAUGAAGGUUGGUCAGAUGCAGAUCCUCAGGCAGCAGAUUGCAAAUGAGCUGAACUACUCCUGCAAGUUUGACUCCAAACAUCUGGCUGCAGCCCUGGAAAACCUCAACAAAUCUCUACUGGCAGAUAUUGAGGCCCACUACCAAGACCCAUCCCUGCCCUACCCGAAAGAGGACAACACUCUUCUGUAUGAAAUCACUGCAUACCUGGAGGCUGCUGGCAUUCACAACCCACUCAACAAGAUCUACAUCACCACGAAGCGCCUUCCUUACUUCCCCACCAUCAACUUCCUGUUUAUAAUCGCACAGCUGCCUAAACUUCAGUACAACAAGAACCAAGGAAUGACCUGCAAAAAAGCCACAGACCCAGUUGACUGGCCUCCGCUGGUGCUCGGCAUGCUCACUCUGCUGAAGCAGUUCCACUCCAGAUACACACAGCAGUUCUUGGCUCUCAUUGGUCAGUUCAUCCGCUCUGUUAUGGAGCAAUGCACAAGUCAAAAGAUACCCGACAUGCCUUCUGAUGUGGUGGGAGCUCUGAUGUUCCUUGAAGACUAUGUGAAGUAUACAAAGCUGUCCCGCAAGGUGGCUGAAGCUCAUGUGCCCAGUUUCAUAUUUGAUGAGUUCAGAACCAUUCUGUGAAGAUGUGGAUGUAGCAUUUCAUCAGAGAAUAGCCGCCACCACCCCCCCCCCACAUUUUUUUUUACUCCACGCAUACACACUGUCAAAUUCAGAAAAGGUGUAUUCAUUGUAAUUAAUUGUAGAUUUGUCAUCACUAGUGUCAUUUUUUUCCCAACUAGUCAAAUUUCAGGCUUGUUAAAUUGUGUUUAGACUUCACUAAUUAAUAAAUUGUACAUAUUGUAUAUGUGUUCUAAUUCAGUGCUCUAAUUUGAAUGAUUUUGUUUACUACCAUUCUGUGCCAUUUCUAAAUGAAAUCCAUUAAUA
Messenger RNA from Salarias fasciatus (jewelled blenny), 3910 nucleotides. RefSeq names its product WASH complex subunit 5 (gene washc5). Bases 128 to 3607 code for a protein of 1159 amino acids. The transcript is spliced from 29 exons. Lineage: Eukaryota; Metazoa; Chordata; Actinopteri; Blenniiformes; Blenniidae. Gene Ontology annotation, cellular component: WASH complex; endosome. The record is from RefSeq and is a predicted model, not a curated record. Gene Ontology annotation, biological process: actin filament polymerization; regulation of actin nucleation; endosome fission.